Molecule: messenger RNA, 843 nt
Organism: Parnassius mnemosyne (clouded apollo)
Lineage: Eukaryota; Metazoa; Arthropoda; Insecta; Lepidoptera; Papilionidae
Source: the annotation of a GenBank genome assembly
AUGACUGAAGGUCUUAUUCAGCAACAUGACAAGCCGAUGUGUGUUCGCGUUUGGCUGGAAGUGGGUCACGCUUGCGAGCCUCGCCGCUCGCCACUUGGCCGGGCGCUGGCGCUCGACUGGCGCGUGUGGGUGCGCGGCGCUCGCGGUGGCGACAUCAGCACCUUCGUCCACAAGGUCGUCUUCCAUUUGCACCCGUCCAGCGCUUUCGUCUACCCAAAAAGAGUUCUCCAAGAGCCGCCAUAUGAAAUCCAAGAGUCCGGAUGCGCCUCCAUAGAGAUACCGAUACAUGUAUACCUGAAAUACACCAACAAGCCAAAGAAAAUCUGCCUUCGGUAUAGUCUACAUAUGGAGAACAACAGCAUGUCUAGUUCGGCGUCCAAAUGUGUGUACUACGACUUUGAAAACCCUUCGGCGCAAUUGUGCUCAGCGCUUAUGCAGGGUGGAGGAGAGAUAAUUGCUAGGAGAGGUUGCUCAAAGGGGAGAAGUGAAGACCUCCUCGUCUUGCUCUCUGAUAGUGACGAAAAAGUUCACAAACAUAAUGGUAAAAACAAAAGGUACAAGUUUGUCGAGCCGAUACGAUGCAAGCACGUAAUUAAAAGGACUAAAACCUUCUUUCUAGAAGAAAUUUGCUCAAAAUGUGAUUCUGAAUUUAAAAAACAACUACGCUCAGUGGCUAUGACAGAGGACGAGAUAAAUCGGGUGUCACAGCUGUAUUUAGCGUAUAAUAGUUACGAGAAGUCGGUGGAUGCGUUGAUUUUGCCACCAAUUUCUGAUCCGGUAUACAGAUUGCCAGAGCUUCCAGCUUCUUUAAAGGGAGCAUUGGCGAGCAUCGAAGGUAGCUAA